UCUCAUUCUUCAUUGGCUCUCCGUCCGCUCUGCGCUCAGCCUUUACGCCUGGACCAGCCUCCACUCUCCACAGUGCGUGCGCCAAACGUGUGAGAGUACAUCCACACAGCACGCUGCCUGGAACCGGACUGUGCUCCUACACGCUGUUCUGCUGAGAGAGAAAUAAAGAUGGAGAACAAGAACGAGAUCAACGGGCACGCCAUGCCCAGCUCCAACUCCGCCGAACAGAUCCUGGGGAAAAGCGCUAAGAAGAGCUGCAGGAAGAAGCUGAUGGAGUUUCUGAACAAGAACCUGCUGGUGAUCAUGACGGUGUCCGGGGUGCUGGUGGGCGUCGGGCUCGGCAUGAUGGUCCGCAACAUGAACCUGACCAAAGCGCAGAUGACCUACUUCGCUUUCCCAGGAGAGAUGCUCCUCCGGAUGCUGAAGAUGAUCAUCCUUCCCCUGGUGGUUUGCAGCCUCGUAUCCGGCGCUGCCAGCCUGGAUACCCGCUCCCUCGGUAAGCUGGGGGGCAUCGCAGUCGGCUACUUUCUUGUGACCACGUUGAUCGCCUCUUGUAUCGGGGUGGCACUGGCCUUCAUCAUCAAACCCGGAGUGGGCGCCGGAGCCCUCAACACCAACAGCCUGGGACUGGAGAGCAUCAGCAGCGACAAGGAGACCGCUGACUCAUUUUUGGAUCUUGCCAGGAAUUUAUUCCCAGCGAACUUGGUGGCUGCUACUUUCCGUUCUUAUGCCACUGACUACAAGAUGGUUGCUGUAGGGAAUGACACCAACGGGACCACCCUCUAUCAAAAGGUGCCUUUUGGUAAAGAAACAGAUGGCAUGAACAUCCUGGGUCUGGUGUUAUUUGCCAUGGUGUUUGGCGUGGCGCUAAGGAAGCUAGGAGAGGAAGGGGAGGAACUCAUUCGUUUCUUCAAUGCUUUCAAUGAGGCAACCAUGGUGCUUGUGUCCUGGAUUAUGUGGUACAUCCCUUUUGGCAUCAUGUUCCUGGUGGGCAGUAAGAUUGUGGAGAUGGAAGAUGUGGUUCUACUCGUCACUAGUCUGGGAAAAUACAUCUUUGCUUCGAUCCUGGGCCACAUUAUCCACGGAGGCAUCGUCCUGCCACUCAUCUACUUUGGUUUCACACGCAAGAACCCCUUCAGUUUCCUGUCGGGCCUCAUCACGCCCUUCACCACUGCCUUUGCCACCUGUUCCAGUUCAGCAACUCUUCCCUCUAUGAUAAAGUGUGUUGAGGAGAACAAUGGUGUAGACAAAAGAAUUGCACGCUUCAUCCUUCCCAUCGGGGCCACGGUUAACAUGGACGGGGCGGCCAUAUUUCAGUGCAUUGCUGCUGUCUUCAUAGCUCAGCUCAACAAUGCUGAGCUAAACGCUGGACAGAUCUUCACAAUCCUGGUGACAGCCACAGCCUCCAGUGUCGGAGCAGCAGGCAUCCCAGCAGGCGGCAUCAUCACAAUUGCCAUCAUCCUGGAGGCCAUUGGCUUGCCGACCAACGACCUAUCCCUCAUGCUGGCUGUUGACUGGAUUGUGGAUCGUACCACCACAGUGGUGAACGUAGAGGGCGAUGCUCUGGGGGCUGGAAUCCUCCACCACAUCAACCAGCAGGAGAUGAAAAAGCAGCCUCAGCAACAGGAGGAGCUGGCGGAAGUCCGAGUGGAGGCGGUAGCCAAUGUCCAAGCGGAAGAGGAGACCUCGCCUCUUGUCACGCACCAAACCAAAGCUGUAGCGACCAUGCCGGAAGCCAUCGAGUCAGUCCUGUGACCUUAGGGAGACUUUUAUACUUGCCCACUGACCUUCCGACCCUUCUACACUUCUGACGUUGCUGCUGAUGGGACACCGAUCUGACUCAAUGUCCAUUAAGAAAAAUGAGGCCACUGAUGGUUUUUCUUGUGAAGAAAGACAAAGUGCCAUAGUUAUAGUAUGUCUAGAGCACUGACUCUACAGUGCACCUUGUGCUGCUGAUGUGCUUUUGAAAUUCAGUCACUUCAGGCCAAUGUCUCAAAAACUGGGUUUCCAUCCAAGCAUUUUAAUGCGGAUUAGGAUUAAUGAAUUUGACAAUUAUUCAUUUUGAAAACAUUUCUGCAAUAUUUACAUUUUUUAAUUAGUUUUUUAAAUCUUGAUUUAAACAUUUUGUGCUAAACGGAUAGAAAUGUGUCAAACAUUCCCAUAAAUUCUAUUUGUCUCAUACAUGAGUCUCCUGGCCAGGAGAUGUGUUCAUACAUCAUGAAGUGCAUUUCUUUAUUUUUAUUUUCAGACAGCAAAUAUAAUGACCAACAUUAACUAUAGACCUCUAACCUCUAACUUGCCAAAUGCUGACAAGUCAAAAUGCCUGACAGUGUUCAGGAUGCCUGUGCAGUCACUUCAACUCAGCUGGUAGAAAUGUAUGUAUUUACAUUGUAUUGUUUCAGCUCAUUUGGUUUACAUUCUUUGGACAGCUGGAGGGAAACAACAACUUUAUCUUUCAAAAUCCAAUCAUAAAGGGACAUGUUUGGUACCAGGUUUCAAAUGGUUGUUGCCAAAAUCCAGAGGGAUGUUAAAUAGUUGUGCCCAGACUUGUGUUUGCUGACCGUCAGCAGACAAUGUCAAACAUUAACCUUUCAAAUUGACAAGUUGGAAAACUGGCCUAUUUUGGACAAGCCUCUGGCAACCUAUUUAACUAGUGACACAUUAGCCUGUUAUAGUAAAGCAUGUUGAACGCUGGACCAUUUGACCAUUGUGUUAACAUGCAAUCAUUGCCAUUAUGGUCUUGUGUGGGAAAGCCCACAAAGUCUCCCAUCCUCCCACUGGUCCUAUUUAUCCCUAAAUAAGAUAAGAUAUUCCUUUAUUUGAAUUAGCAGAACUAUGUGUUAUUUACAUAACUGUGGUUCAGUAAACAGAAUAAGGUGCAUUAUGUUACCUUUGAGUUGAUAUCUGCAUUUUCCAGCCAUGUUCAUUUCAUACAGGCAGCUGUCUAUAGUUGUGUUGGAAAUGUGCACCAUUAAUCUGAGGACAGGCAGCAAUUUUCAGCUAACUCAAAAGUUGCAUGUAUGCGUCAGCCCUUUUUGAGUUAUACCCCAUAGUGCUGAACAUUUAUUCAUGUUGGCAUUAUUCUCACCUAUUUGUUACAACUACUUUAAAACUAAACACUAAUGUUCCCAUUUAUUUGUUCAUAAAAGUAGCUACAAGCUUUGCUACUAAACGCUUCUGAAGAAUACAUCACCAGUGAGAGUGAAAAGUAGUCCAUUUUGGGCUUUCUUUGCUAGCUAAUCAGCCAGAUAAAAAGCAAUGUUAACAUGCAGCUACCAGUUAGCUACUAAUGAUGCUAUUAUUUCUUAGCUAACGUUCAUAUCAGACAUUUAGCUAACCUGAAGAUGCAGUUAGCUAGCUACUGUAGUGUAACAAACUAAACACAGAGUGAAAAGGACUUAUUUUAAGGUAUAAAGAUCAGUUCACUGUCAAAUACAGAACAGAAAUAAUCUUAUCUGUUCAGUCUUGUUGAGACAGCAAAGUAGCAGCUGUGUAAAUACAACUCACUAACAUUGCCCGAUAGUCAACAUGGCCACCAGAGGUUUAGCUACAUUGAUUGAAGGCUUCUUGAUGAACUCAUGAGAUACUGUUAAGACGUAAUUAUUAGCCGUAAUUACACUUCAUCGAACAUUAGUUUGCAAGUACUGUAAACACACUUGUUUGCUUGACCUCAUGAAAACACUCCAGUGUCCUUUUACUAAAGAGCAGACAUUCAAUUUACAGUUGUCACCAAGUAAGUUAGGAUGGUUUUGUUCCUCAGCAAAUCCAUCAGGAAUUCACUCAAAAAUCAAAGAUUCAUCAAACGUUUACAGACAAAUGUUGGACCAAAAUGCACGACCAGUUCACAUUAUUCACUUUACAUCAUUAUUUUGUGAAUCCAUCCUUUGAUUUGGGAAAGAUUUUUCCUCAAUGGUGUCUCAGACGCUUACGUCAAGAUACUAACCUUCAGUGGACGUUAUGUGAUGUGCUAAGUUAUCAGCUGUGUGGUUGCAAGAUUACUUUAAAGGGAACAGUGGUUGGUGCCAUUAUCACUGGCUCAAUUGGCGGCAUUUUUAAAGCAUAGCAACUCUUUAUUACUGCCUGGUGUUUUUAAUUGAUCUUUACUUUACAUUAUUGCGAUAGAAACUGUAAGACUGUACUUGGAACAUGCCAUAGUUGUUGCCCAUGCACUAUGGUAUAGGAUCUGACAUGAAGGAAGCUGUGCCAAAGUGUUGGUGGUUGUAGGACGGACAGUAUGAGCCUGUGCUGUCCCCUAGUGGCGACAGGCAUUAAUGUGAAAGAUAAGAGGGUGUCUCAGAGCUUGGGUGAAACAUUUUUUCUGUGUGAUUGAAACAGUUGUAAAUUCUCAGCUGGCUUUGUUGAAUGAUACGUGUGGUAAUAUUUCCUAUUUAUUUGAUCUACUAUUUAACACUCAUAGGGAACAAAGUGUAAUUAGACUGCUCCGGUCUUGUGAAGCACGUGAAAGGAAUUGAAUUCAUGUUGCUGUCACCAGAUGUCUAAGAUGCUCAUUAUGGCGUGGUGGUGCUUUAGUUUACAUAGUGUUGGAUCAUGGUGUGCAUGUUGAGACUGUCUGAUUUAAGUAGGAGGUAAACUAGUAUGUUUGAAAGUUUCUUACUCAACAUCAUCAGAGAUUUCAAAAGAUCACUUUUCUACGCUAACAACUGCUCUAUUAACCUAAAGGUUUAUGACUAGAGUUCUGUUGGGUAUAACUGGUACAAUCACAUGUAAUUGCUGGUAAUGUGGUACAUGUACUAUACAUAUAUAUAUAUUUGAUAUUCAUUUAUUAUAAUUGUUUUAACCUUUCUUGUAUUUUUUUGUAUUUUCUUCUCUCAACACUUUCCCUAAGUGUCUAAAUUUUAAUUGUUAUGAUACACUUUUUAAACAAAUUCUUACACCAAUAUUUCUGAUAAUCUGUACUUUAAUUCUAAGUGUAUGUUGUUUUUUUUGUUUUUUUGUUUUUUUAGGGAUAGCUGCUACCUUUCCUGUGCCAUGUCAAUGUCUAACACUGUACAGCUGUGUCUUUGCUGUUGAUUCUGCUGUCUGUCAACAUUAUAUACAUUUUUCAUGCAACCCAAAUGUAAAAGCUACUGUUUUUUCUUCUUUAUUGUUGGGUCAUUGUAUUAUUCAGGGCGUAAUGGAGGAACAGUAUCUACCAUUAGGGCUGGAUAUUGUUUAAAAAAUGGUUGCGAUGAUGACUAAGGUGACCCAUUCAAUUGGUAAAUUAAUAAGUAGCAAGACAAUUGUCACAAUUCGUUUUUUUCAGGUCAACUCACAUUACCAACACCACAUAUAACCACUAGAUUGCAAGACAAAUAUUUCGCCUUUAGCUGUAUUGGCCACAUACUAGUAGACGACAGUGGAAAGUCAUAUCCAGGAGUCUUCAUAAAUGAAAUUAUUUUGGCUCCACAAAUAAUGAUCAAUCCACUAUGGUCAUCAACAGAUGAAUUGUCAAUCAAUAUACCCUCAAAUACCUUUGAACAUAGAGAGAGAUAUCUGCUUUACCAUUAAUUAAGACAGGGACUAGAUCAUUUACAGUUCUUGAAAGUAUUGUUUUUUCAUUACAAAUAGCUUACAAAAGUACUGACAAUAACUACUAAUAUUUAGUAUAUAGUGCUAGUAACUUAGUAUAACUGUCACCAAAGUGUCCAUUUAUAGUAUGAUUGUAAACAACAAACAUAAAUAAACUGUAAGUACACAAUAGUUUAUAUAAAUCCAAAUAAUAAAGGGGUGGUUUAUUAAAAUUCCUCAACAUUACACAAACAAUCUGUAUUAAUAAUCUGUAUUAUAAGAAAAUAGGAAAAACAGAAAAGUGAAAUGGAUUGUCACAUUUUACAAUUUCUGUUAUUUAUCAAAGAUACCACCAGAGGGCUAUUUACAGUAACAAAAGAAGAAAUAAGAAAUCCCAGAUAAGAGAAAAGGUGAGGCCACUUGAACAAAAUGAACAGAAUGAACAUGAACAAACAUUAACAAACAUUAACAGAGAUGAACAUAUUGGCUGAAAAACAUUUGAAUGAAAACAUAACUAAAAAAAACAAUAUCAAGAGUUUAAAGAUUAUGUGUUUGUGGGUGAGUGCAGGGUAUAAAAUUAACUUGACCUACUAAGGUGUGAAAUUUUACUGGCCAAAAUAUGUUUCUACCGGCCACUGAACUGCUCACAACACAAGGUUAUUAAAAACCGUAUAAAAAUAAUUGUUAAUUGCCCAUUGAUUGAUUUUUUAGUUGGAUGAAGGAUGCAUGAUAAUAUCAGUAAGUACCAGGGACUGAAGGAAUAGCCUAAACAGAUGUGGAAGAUGAAGUCCAAGGUGGUCACAGUAGUAAUAGGGGCCUAUCCCUAUGUGAUGAGUUUAUUUUCUUGCAGUAUUUGACAUGGAGAAGAACUGUGCAAUGUGCUCAGCCUCAAAGCCCCCUACUUAUAAUUGGUGUUUAUAGUAUUAUAAGGAAAGUAAAUUUAGGUUAUACAUGGACGGAACGGCAGCAUCAAUGGACCUAUCUGCAAAACCACAUAUUUAAAGCAUUUGUGUAAAUUGUGUGUAUGAAAUAUAUUUGUAGACACAAAGUUAGUCUUGUAUUUUUUGGGAAGU
This is a messenger RNA of Scomber scombrus (Atlantic mackerel), 6581 nucleotides long. RefSeq names its product solute carrier family 1 member 4 (gene slc1a4). Gene Ontology annotation, cellular component: plasma membrane. Gene Ontology annotation, biological process: L-glutamate transmembrane transport; L-serine transport. Lineage: Eukaryota; Metazoa; Chordata; Actinopteri; Scombriformes; Scombridae. Gene Ontology annotation, molecular function: L-aspartate transmembrane transporter activity; symporter activity; L-threonine transmembrane transporter activity. The coding region runs from base 169 to 1755 and encodes 528 amino acids. The record is from RefSeq and is a predicted model, not a curated record. The transcript is spliced from 8 exons.